Alligator mississippiensis (American alligator) is the source of this 4275-nucleotide messenger RNA. RefSeq lists its product as uncharacterized. The transcript is spliced from 2 exons. The coding region runs from base 2611 to 3678 and encodes 355 amino acids. The record is from RefSeq and is a predicted model, not a curated record. NCBI's taxonomy places the organism in Eukaryota, Metazoa, Chordata, Crocodylia, Alligatoridae.
CUGUCCCUCCCAGGGGCAAAUUUGAGCUCCCUGCCGCACUGACAGCAAGGCACAGCCUGCCUGCUCAGCAGCAGCAGGGGCAGCGGUGGUGAUGCAGAAUUGUGCCCCUUGCUGCUGCUGGGUGGCCAGGAGGCACCUUGCUAUGGCAGCGUGGCUGGCAUAGGGCUCGGGGGGAGGGCAGCAGGGUGGGGAGCCCUGAGCUUGCAGCAGACAGCCAACAUCCAUCACCACCCUCACCCUCCAAGCUCUGCUAGGCUCUGUUCUAGCCAUGCCGCUGAAGAGGGGGAAGGCAAGGGGGAAGGUGAGCAUGUGUCCCACCUUUCCAUUUUGAAAAGGUAGUCACCCUAGAGAUGCCUAUACCUGGCAGGUUUAACCCCUUGGCUGCACCAGAGCAGUGAUGUCUCCCAUGGCGGAAGCUGAUAAGGGGACUCCUGUUCCCACUCCCUGCAGCUGGAGCUUCCCUGCCCCUGCCACCAUUCUAGUGCUCCUCCACCCCCAGUCAGUGCCUGGGGCUUGUGCCUCUUUCACCCAAGCCUAGUUAUGCUACUGGUAGACAGGAACCAUACACUGAAAGAGACUUCUCCAGUCCCCUGCAUUUGUUGGCAGCCAGUUGUCCGGAGUCCUAGAAACUGCCCCUCGCACACAUCACAACCACAAGGUGCUUUAUAAACAAAACCAAAAACACUGUAUGGCCCAGCACAUAUGAAAGAUGGGGGAGGUGACAAUGUCCUUCUCCUUCAAGGGUAGAGAAAUAUUUGGUUCAGAGGAUUCUAGGUUGAGGACCAUGGCUCAUGCUAUGCAAGUAGUCAAAAAUCCCUUCAGUCCUUGCUAUCCUGGAACCUACUGGAUGCUACGCGUGUGACUUGAUCCCAGUCCUAGUGUGGAAACCUGAUCUGGCUUAAAAUAUAUUGAAGAAUGGUUUAGUGCAGGGGUUUUCAACCUUUUUUGGUUGGUGUACCCCCAGUGGCUGGUUGAGAAGCAGGGAGUCCCCCAACUGGUUGAUGAGCGGGGAUGGGGAGGGUACCCCUGGUUGACAACCCCUAGUUGACAACCCCUGGUUUAAUGGAAAUACUGUAAUUUGUGCUAGAUGCAUAAAAUGCAAAUCACAUGACCUUAUGCCACAUUCUCCCCUUCUCUUCUAUUUAAAUUACAUUGGACAGAGAUAGACGGCCUCUCUCACAUCUGCCUUACCUAUUUAAAGAGCUGUGUUCCAUGUGGAUGAUGCUGCUGGAGAUCAGAUAGAGCAGCACAGUAGAGGGGCUUGCCAGGAGAUACAAGGCUGCAAAACACAGACUUUGGUUUUGUUAGAAGUGGGAAGUUUGAGGAACAGAGCCCAAGCCAACAUCAAAUUGCAUGCUCACCUUCAUACAGGAGUAUGCAGGCAGAUGUGAUCCAUCAGGGAAAUCAUAAGAGACUGUGCUGGCAUUGGCAUACAAAACAUUUUGCUCCCUCCUUCUCUUUAGUUUUGGUUUCAAUGGGAGAGUCUUAUAAUAGUCAUUUCUAAGCCAUGAACAGAAAACCCUUUCCACAGAAGACUGAGUCCAGAAGUCCCUUGUGAGAAAGAGGGAUGCUUCUCACCUUUUCUUCAGAACUUUGAUCACAGUAUCCUGGCCCUGAAAUUAACUUAGUCUUCACAGAGUUAGACUUGAGAAAUCUUUUCUGGCCCCCAAAUAGAAAUGAAUUGGAAUAAUAAUAAUUUGGUUCUUCCUCAGCGUGGUAAUUUAGGGACUCUGUCUCCAUACACUUUAUGGAUUUAGUUCACUACUGGGAAUUCUUUGUCUGCAUCAGACUGCAGACUCCAGUUUGAAUAUGGUUGAGUGCCUGCUCUGUUCUCUUUUUUACCUCCAAUGAAAUUCUAAAGAGGGCUGACAUAAGGCUGACAAUACAGAGUUAUUCCUCUGAACAGCCGCUGUUCCUGUGGAAGCACCUUGAGACAGUGGGAUGGCUGAAAAAUGCGGACAAUGAAGGGUUUUCUGGGUUUUUUUUCCUACUUUUCUAGUAGGAGGAAGUGGAGAGUGAAAAAUCUCCAAACAAGGCAAUAGUAAAACCAGUGAUGCAGGGGUUUUGAAAGGGCUUGCCAAAGUAACAAAGGAUCUGAAUGUUAGGGGGGUGGGGAAUAAGAAAAUGUAAACAUGAAGUGGGGACUGGAGAGGUAUGUUUUCCUCAGUUUCAUAGUUGUUAGGGGCUGGAAGGGACAUUACAGAUCAUCGGGUCUAGCCCCCACUCCACUUGGGCUGGAAAGACUGCUGAGAUCAGAUGACAAUCUCUCUCUUUCUGCAGGACCAGGUAUGUCCAGGAACGACUUCCACUCCCUCUAGAUACACCAGUCCACAAGUUCCAGAUCGGAAACAAGGUACUGGUCCGGACGUGGAAAGACGAGCCGCUUCAGCCCAGGUGGAAGGGACCGUAUCCUGUGAUUCUUACUACUCAUGCUGCAGUGAAGGUUCAGGGGGUAAAACCGUGGAUACACGACACUCGGGUGAAGGCCGCACCAGAAGUACCACCUGCAGGAGAAGUUGCUGAGAGUGUCGCACCGGAAGCCGACACAAACGGACACCGUUGGACAGCAGAACCAGUAGAAGGACUUAAAUUUCUGUUUAAACGUCAACCAUGUGGAAAGUAGUUCUUUGCAUAGGUGUAAUGUUUCUAGAGUCUAAGGGGUUGGUGCAUCAAAGGUUCGAGAAGAGUCAAAAUGUGUGGGUUCAUUUGGCAAAGGACAUAUUAAAUGUCACUCAUUUUUGUUUGGCAGGUGGAAUAUCAGUUGAUGAUAUUUUCACGUCAUGCCUUAUAGGGGUGCCCACUCCAAUGGAAGCACUCCAGAAUCAGACUUGGUUCACAUCUGGGGGAAUAGGAGGUCCAAUCAAUUACACUAACAACUCCAUGUGGGGAACCAUUACCACAGAAAGAAACGCUAGUACCUUUGAAAUAGAUUUGUUGACAGUCACCUCCCCUGGUAACACCAGCUGUGCCAAUUUUGUGAACUGUACCCAAGCUUGCAAAAGCCUAACCAAAGAAAUGAAAAUUUUCAAUUGCUCAGACAUGACUAACGUAUCUUGCAACUACGUUCAUGUUAUAUUACCCCGGGGGUGGUUCCUCCUUUGUGGGAAGACUGCCUAUUCAUAUAUCCCAGCCAAUGCCACAGGAGGCCCUUGUGCUCUAGGCCAGUUGACUGUCUGGCUACCAGGUAUGCCUAAGAUCUCUAGUAAGCAUCACCGGAGAGGUUCGAAGGUGCUAGAUAAAUCCUGUGAUAGUGACAUAAACCUCCUGAGUGAGGCCGAGGUAGUGUCCUUAGCAGUUUUCCUAGUAGGGGUGCCAGGCCUAGUAGUGGAUGCUGAGAGGCAGCUUGGUAAGGUGGCCUGUGCCCUGGCAAAGGGCCUAAAUACAACUUCACAGGCCCUAGCUGCCCUCAAUAUUGAAAUAAAAGAACUAAGAAGAGCUACUCUACAAAAUAGAGCAGCCAUAGAUUACCUGUUGUUGAGGCAUAACCACGGAUGUGAAGAGUUCGAGGGAAUGUGGUGUUUUAAUUUGACAGAUAACUCCGAGUUGAUAGUGUCAAAAGUGCAGAAGUUAAAAAAAAAAAAGUUCUGUCCCAUAUUAAGCAAGGGGAAGGGUUUGACUUCUCAUGGCUUACUUCUUGGCUUCCUAAUUUUUCAUGGCUUAAGCAAAUUUUCCUAUUAAUUGUGGCAAGUAUGUGUAUUUUCUUGAUGAUCUGUUGUGGGAUACAGUGUGCACCAAUGUGUUGUGAGAUACUCAAGAAAUCAAUUUCUUCCCCAGUUCACCGCGUGAUGUUUGUAAAAUCAUCAGUUACAAACCCGAUCCAAAACAAUCGGGAGGAAGCAAAAAGAUUUCUGGAGAUGAGAAAGAUAGUCGAGAACUAUGGGCCUUUUCCAUAAGGGCCAUAGUCUCGAAGUGGGGAUUUGAUGGGUACCCCUGAACUUUCACUAUGCAUUUUCUACUUUGGGAACAGCUUUGUAUGUUUUGAAAAGUAUUUUAUCUAACCAAGGGCAUAGAGUAGGUUGUUUAGGCUGGGGGAGAUCGCUUGUUGCUUAGUUGCUUAAUUGCUGGCCUUGCUAGAAGGAAAGCUGUAUCAACAGAGUCCGGAGCUGGAAGGGGGGUUACUUGCUGGGCUUGCUAUACAUUUCAUCACAUCAGCAAGUUUAACCUGUUACGUAGCUAUAUAAGGCAGACGCCCACUGAGGUGUGUGUGCUUGCUUUGCGAACGAUUGCCAAGCACCACUUUCUGCGCAGAAAUAAAGAUUAAGUUGGAUCCUUCAA